Fragaria vesca subsp. vesca is the source of this 1589-nucleotide messenger RNA. Its product is annotated as UDP-glycosyltransferase 76F1-like. Gene Ontology annotation, molecular function: UDP-glycosyltransferase activity. The coding region runs from base 61 to 1443 and encodes 460 amino acids. The record is from RefSeq and is a predicted model, not a curated record. The transcript has 2 exons. NCBI's taxonomy places the organism in Eukaryota, Viridiplantae, Streptophyta, Magnoliopsida, Rosales, Rosaceae.
GACUUGGACAAGAGAAACACAGAUUUCACAAGCCAAGCAAACUGAGUCAAUCUAACUCCAAUGGAGGAAAGGAAGGGCCGGAGAUUGAUACUCUUCCCAUUGCCCUUACAAGGUCAUAUAAACCCCAUGCUAGAACUGGCCAACAUUCUAUACCUGAAAGGCUUCUCCAUAACCAUCAUUCACACCAACUUCAACUCUCUCAACCCUUCAAGCCAUCCACACUUCACCUUUCACUCAAUUCCAGAUGGCUUAUCUGAAAGUGAGGCCUCCACAAAGGAUCUCAUCUUCCUCGGUUCUCUUUUAAAUGUUAAAUGUGUUGAACCUUUCCGAGAAUGCUUGGCCAGCUUGUUAUCUGAUGUUUCAGAGGAUCCUGUUGCUUGCUUGAUAUCAGAUGCUAUCUUUCACUUCGCUCAAUCUGUUGCCGAUAGCUUAAAGGUCCCAAGGGUUGUUUUAAGGACUGGGGGUGCUUCUUCAUUUACUGUUUUUGCUGCAUUUCCACUUCUGCGUGAAAAGGGCUACAUCCCAAUACAAGAUUCUCGACUAGAAGAGCUUGUGACAGAGUUCCCACCUCUCAAAGUGAAAGACCUUCCUGUGCUCAACAGGUGCAACUCGGAGGAAUAUUAUCAACUAGUAGAUGGCAUGUCAAAUGGAUCCAAGACCUCAAGGGGACUAAUCUUCAAUACUUUUGAAGACCUUGAAGAGCAUGCACUGGGAAAACUUAGACAAGAAUUCCCCAUACCAAUUUUCCCUCUAGGACCCUUUCACAAGUGUUACCCUGCAGCCUCUUCUUCAAGUCCUUUGUCAACUGAAGACAAAAGUUGCAUUCCAUGGCUAAACAGUCAAGCGCCAAAAUCCGUUGUCUAUGUUAGCUUUGGGAGCAUAGCAGCAAUAAAGGAAGCUCAAAUUUUGGAGAUAGCUUGGGGACUAACCAACAGCAAGCAGCCUUUCCUAUGGGUGAUUCGACCUGAAUCAAUCCACGGAGGUUCACAAUGGCUUGAACUAUUACCUAGUGAAUUUCUUGAAAACUUGAACGGGAGGGGGCACAUUGUGAAAUGGUCUCCUCAAAAAGAAGUCUUAUCACAUCCAGCCAUCGGAGUCUUUUGGACUCACAGCGGCUGGAACUCUACAUUGGAAAGCAUUUGCGAGGGAGUUCCUAUGAUUUGCAUGCCAUGCUUCAGUGAUCAAAUGGUGAACGCAAGAUACGUAAGCAAUGUCUGGAAGAUUGGUUUGCAGUCAGAGAAGGGAACAGAUAGAGGUGAAAUCGAAAGAACGAUUAGAAAACUAAUGGUGGAGAAAGAAGGGGAAGAAAUCAGAGGCAGAAGCUUAAAGCUAAUGGAGAAGGCAAAUCUCUGCCUCAAACAAGAUGGCACUUCAUACCAAUCCUUGGACGGCUUGGUUAAACAUAUUCUAUCACUAGAAUCAUUUGUUUUUCGAACUCAGUGAAUCCCCAACAUGGUAUUGGGAAAUUCAUUCAGGUUGUCUAUGAGGGCUACAAGUUCAUAAGAAGUAGUGCUUAUGUAGUUGAAUAAAUUCAUCUUUAAAUAAAACUAGCAGAGAGCAUGCACUUGCAUUCUCAACAUUAACCAAGA